AUGAGCUAUUACAUUUUUACUAAUUGCAUAGCGCAAGCCUAUCAGCUCGAGUGUCUUUCGGACCUCUUGUUUGUCAUAUUUACCCCAUUUGAAAAAAGUAGUACUGCAACCUUAUCAUGGUACCAUACUAUUGUACUUCUGGGCUUGGUUUUAAGUCCGCGACACCAAAGCGACAAUGGCGAGUAA
Messenger RNA from Plasmopara halstedii, 186 nucleotides. RefSeq lists its product as uncharacterized. The record is from RefSeq and is a predicted model, not a curated record. NCBI's taxonomy places the organism in Eukaryota, Oomycota, Peronosporomycetes, Peronosporales, Peronosporaceae. Bases 1 to 186 code for a protein of 61 amino acids. The transcript has 2 exons.